Molecule: messenger RNA, 1791 nt
Organism: Sclerotinia borealis F-4128
Lineage: Eukaryota; Fungi; Ascomycota; Leotiomycetes; Helotiales; Sclerotiniaceae
Source: the annotation of a GenBank genome assembly
AUGUCAAAGGAUUAUGACUGCUUCUACGCGUCUGUAUUCGAAAAUGAGAAUCCCGCUCUGAAAGCAGUACCUCUGGCUGUACAACAGAAACAAAUCAUCGUUACAUGCAAUUACGAAGCUAGACGCCGCGGUCUUAGUAAAUUGCAAUUAAUCAGUGAAGCCAAGAAAAUAUGUCCAGAUGUUGUUAUUGUCUUGGGAGAAGAGCUGGGCCGAUUCCGUGAUGCCUCCAAAUUACUAUACAAACAUUUGGAAAAGUUUAGUUGGUCAGGAAAGGUAGAAAGACUAGGAUUCGAUGAAGUGUUCAUGGACGUCACAGAUAUUGUCGACUACAACCAGAAACUCCUCAAUCCCAACGAUUUGAUCCAUUCAUUCCUGCAACUGGAUCGUAAUGAUCCUACUUUGGGGUUCACGUUCGAUGCGACGAGGAUUGCUGGACACGGUUACCCUGACUUGCAGCCGUGCGGCGAAGCCUCCCCUCAAUAUACGUUGAACUCGGCGACCCCGAUUACUGAUAUCGAGUUACUUACCCGCUUAAUUCUGGGUUCACAUCUUGCCCAACAUUUAAGAUUGAGCCUAGAGGAGGCCAAGGGCUACACUUCAACUGUUGGUAUAUGCACUAACAAGCUUCUGAGCAAAUUGGUAGGCAACCUUCACAAGCCAAAAGGACAGACAACUCUACUCCCACCCUAUGAGGUAUCGCCCAAUGAUGAUGGACUACAGAGCAAUAUCACAAUGUUCAUUGAUGGCCAUGAUAUUGGUAAAAUACCUGGCAUUGGGUUCAAAAUGUCUCAACGCAUUCGAAAUCACGUCCUAUCACGUCCAGCCGACUUUGAAAGUGGGCUAAUAUAUGGAGGUACUAAAGAAUCUGUUACUGUUCGUGACGUUCGUCUCUUCGCUGGCAUUGGCCCUGAUACACUCGAAAAACUUCUGGGAGGACCCGGAGCAGAAAGAGGCAUUGGAGGUAGGGUUUGGGCAUUGAUUAAUGGCCGCGAUGAUACAGAUGUAAAAGACGCCCGAAGAGUACCCUCUCAAAUAUCAAUAGAGGAUUCAUAUCUCAAGCUUGAUACAAUGCCUCAGUUAAUGAAAGAGCUUCGAAUGCUCGCGACAAGUCUAUUGAAUAGGAUGUAUCAAGACUUACUUGAAGACGACGAAGAAUCUGAUGCUCCAUCAAAACGAUGGAUUGCUUACCCUAAAACAAUCCGAUUAUCCACCAGGCCUCGUCCACCACUGAAUGCGGAUGGCACAGGAACACGAAGCUUCAAUAGGAUUUCAAGAUCUGGGCCUCUGCCAAACUUUGUCUUCAGUCUGAAAGAUGGUACAGAUAGCAUUGUCGAGCGACUAAUCCAAGAAGCAUUGGUUCCCAUGUUCCGGAAAUUACAUCCACAAAGGUCGGACUGGAAUUUGAGUUUAGUAAAUAUUGGAGUAACCAAUAUGAUUGAAGCAGCGAGGGAAGAUGGAUCUGGCGGCGGUAGAAACAUUGACCUUAUGUUCAAGCGACAAGAAGCCACUCUCAAAGAGUGGAAAGUUGAGGAUCGAGAUGUCCCACCUCACUUUGUUCUGAAUGAGAGUGAGAUUUCUGAACGUGAGCCUACUGAGACAGAGCACAUCUCCAUACCUACCAUGGGCUCUGAGGAUGUAGUCUACACCUCGCAGGAUACUGUAGGCGAACAAGAUCCGUGGGAUGAAGAUGAAGAUGAGAUAUAUAGUCGUGAGAUUUGUCACGUAUGUGGUGCGAUGAUGCCCGCAUUUGCCAUGCCAGCUCACGAACGAUUCCACAAUCUGGAGGAAUGA